Molecule: messenger RNA, 3803 nt
Organism: Lacerta agilis (Sand lizard)
Lineage: Eukaryota; Metazoa; Chordata; Lepidosauria; Squamata; Lacertidae
Gene: SKI
Product: SKI proto-oncogene
Exons: 7
Coding region: 1183-3402 (739 amino acids)
Biological process (GO): negative regulation of BMP signaling pathway
Cellular component (GO): nucleus
Molecular function (GO): SMAD binding; RNA polymerase II cis-regulatory region sequence-specific DNA binding; DNA-binding transcription factor activity, RNA polymerase II-specific
Source: RefSeq, a predicted model, not a curated record
GGGGGAGGAGUGCACAGCCAGCCAGCCAGCCUGCCUUGCCUGCCUGCAUUAGCUCAGCUCUGAAACACCCUCAGUCUGGGCUGGAGCGUGGAGUUCGGAGGAUGUGAGCUGCUGCGGCUCCCACAUUGAAAAGGAGAAGAGGCGGAAAGCAAAGCCAACCAGAGAGAAAAAGAAAGAACGAAGCAACUCUUUAAAAGAAAGGAAAUCUUCCCUUCCCACCCCCACCCGCAGUUUCAAGGGACCACGAGUAGCAGAGAGAACAAGAGGGGGCGAAGAAGGAAGGAGACGCCUCGCUACUGUAGCAGCCGCCUCGGAAUUUUGGAAGGGGGGGUUUAAUUUUUAAUUUUAAUUUUUUUGCUUUGCCUCACACUACAUCAUCCCGCUUCCGGAGAUCGACUUUCUAUAUAAAACACACACACAUUAUUAUUUUCCUUUUAAAAAAACAUAUUUUUUUGUGGACAUGGACAGAAAGGAGCUGACUUCCCCGACGUCAGACGCCGACGCCGCUGCUAUUUGGACAUCUUUCAAGACCCUCUGGUGCUAUUGACUCUCUUCAGCCCCCUUUUCACGUUGUUGCUACAGAUUUAUUAGCAAUUUUUUUUGAGGGGGGGAGGGAGGGAGGUUGAUCGGUCGGUUGUGUGUGAGCCUCGUGUGUGUUUGUGUGAAUUGAAGACUGCUGGCUUGAAUGGAGGUGGGAGGGCAAGCUACUCUUUGAGAAGGCAGUGCGCUUUUCCUUUUUAUAACUUUUUCCUCUCCCCCUCCCCGAAGAUAUAUUUUUUCCCCUGGAUUGGCUCAUCUUUUGCUCCAGUGCAUUUAGAACAACAACAAAAGAACCCCAAACUUUUAGAGGGGGUGUUUGGAAAAGCGGACCAAAAGUAACCCACCGGGAGGAAACGUGUUUUUCUUUUUUUUCUUUUUUGGCGAAUAAUAUGAAAUUCUUGAGUGGCUUUCCUCUCUCCUUCGCUUUCUUCAAUGGACAACAACAAAUUUAAGAAGAGCAGCGUUUCUCGCCUUUAAAGGAAAAGAAUAAUAGAAGCCUGGAAAAGAUUUUAAGCGAGAUUCGGUUUAGUUUUUUGCAUUGCCUUUGGUGAAAAACCUAGAAAGGAGGAGUUAUUAUUUUCUUAUUGUUAUUUUUUUAAAAAAGGAAUAAAAAGGCGGGAGACCACCACAAAAUAACCUAAAAUGGAGACUGUAAGGAGCAGCUUUCAGCCUCAUCCCGGGCUGCAGAAGACCUUGGAACAGUUUCAUCUGAGCUCCAUGAACUCGCUGGGUGGUCCAGCCGCCUUCUCUGCGCGCUGGGCGCAGGAGCUGCUGUACAAGCGGGAGAACGGCAAGGAGUCCUCGUCCUCGACGUCCUCCUCGGCGGAGCCUGUGCUCCACUUGCCGCCGAUCCAGCCGCCGGCGGUGAUGCCUGGGCCCUUCUUCAUGCCCUCAGACCGCUCGACCGAACGCUGCGAGACCGUCCUGGAGGGCGAGACCAUCUCGUGCUUCGUGGUGGGCGGCGAGAAGCGCCUCUGCCUGCCGCAGAUCCUCAACUCCGUCCUGCGCGACUUCUCGCUGCAGCAGAUCAACGCAGUGUGCGACGAGCUCCACAUCUACUGCUCCCGCUGCACGGCGGACCAGCUGGAGAUCCUCAAAGUCAUGGGCAUCCUGCCCUUCUCGGCUCCCUCCUGCGGGCUCAUCACCAAGACGGACGCCGAGAGGCUUUGCAACGCCUUGCUCUACGGAGGCGCCUACCCGCCGGGGCGCUGCAAGAAGGAGUUCUCCGGGAGCCACCACGGGGCCGCGCUGGAGCUGGAGCUGACCGAGCGGAGCUUCAAGGUAUACCAUGAGUGCUUCGGGAAAUGCAAGGGGCUCCUGGUGCCGGAGCUGUAUAGCAGCCCUGGCGCGGCUUGCAUCCAGUGCCUCGAUUGCCGGCUCAUGUACCCCCCGCACAAGUUUGUCAUCCACUCGCACAAGUCCCUGGAGAACCGGACUUGCCACUGGGGCUUCGACUCGGCCAACUGGCGAGCCUACAUCCUCCUCAGCCAGGAUUACUCCGGCAAAGAAGAGAAAGCCAGACUGGGCCAGUGCUUGGACGAGAUGAAGGAGAAGUUCGACUACAGCAACCGAUACAAGAGGAAAGCACCCAGGGUACCAUCUGAUCCUCCUGCUCCCAAGAAACCCAAAAUAGAUGACUCCUUGCAGUCUCCAAUAAUUGGUGACAAAGAGAAACAGUCUAGUUGGUUACGGUCCUUGUCCAAUUCAUCCAGCAAGCAGAGUAUUGGUUGCAUGCAUCCACGACAGCGCCUCUCUGCCUUCCGGCCCUGGUCCCCCGCCGUUUCAGCAAAUGAAAAAGACCUCUCAAACCACAUCCCUGCUUUGAUCAGAGACAGUGUGUAUUCAUACAAAAGUUUUGAGAAUGCCGUGGCCCCCAACGUGGCCCUUGCACCACCCCCGCCUCAGCCAAAGAUCGUAAGCAACCCCCCAUGUGCCCCAGCAGCGACACGGAGCAGUGAGCCGUUGAACAGCCCCUCCCAACCAAGGAAAAGGAAACAUGUCGCCGAAAACCCAACCAUUCCCGAACCUACGCCAACCGCUGCUGUAGCCACCGCUCCUGCCGCUGUCCCUGCUACAGAAGAAGAAAAGGAGUCUGAAGCAGAAAUCGAAGUAGAGACUCGAGAAGAAUGUAAGUUCACCUCCUCUCUGUCGUCACUCUCCUCCCCAUCCUUCGCUUCUUCGAGCUCAGCCAAGGACAUGAGCUCGCCCAGCAUGCAAGCCCCGCCCACUACUAGCAACGUCUUUGAAGUCGCCAGCCACGCCGAGCCCCAGAGUGGCACCAGCGGUUUGGAGGCUGAGCUGGAGCACCUCAGGCAGGCCCUGGACAGUGGCCUGGACACGAAAGAAGCCAAAGAGAAAUUCCUCCACGAAGUUGUAAAGAUGAGAGUGAAGCAGGAAGAAAAACUGAAUGCUGCCUUGCAGGCCAAACGCAGCCUACACCAGGAGCUUGAGUUCCUACGUGUGGCGAAGAAGGAGAAGCUAAGAGAGGCAACAGAAGCCAAGCGCAACUUAAGGAAGGAGAUUGAGCGCCUCCGAGCGGAGAACGAAAAGAAAAUGAAGGAGGCCAACGAAUCACGGAUACGGCUAAAGCGGGAACUGGAGCAAGCCAGACAAGUCCGGGUGUGCGACAAGGGGUGUGAAGCAGGCAGGCUGAGAGCCAAAUACUCCGCCCAGAUUGAAGACCUGCAGGUGAAGCUCCAGCAUGCAGAGGCGGACAGAGAACAGCUGCGUGCUGAUCUGUUGCGUGAGAGGGAAGCACGGGAACACUUGGAAAAGGUUGUCAAGGAACUUCAGGAGCAACUGUGGCCUAAACAGAGUGAUCUGCCCGGCAGUGAACACACAAUGAAAGAUAUGGACAACUAGGCCAGCGCUGAAGAACGUAAUGACAUGGGGUCUAAUUUGUAGGCCAGACUGACAAUAAAAUAAAAUAAUAUGCACAGUGAGGGAGAGAGAGUGUGUGGGAGAGGCGCCAGGGCAAGGGUCCGCGCCCCGGCGUGUGCUGGUAAACAUGGACUUUGUUAGUCAUUGGAGGGCAAAUGUUACUCUUUAUAACAGAAGCACUGAAUUCCGCCUCUUUUUUCAAUCCAUAUAGCACAACAUCUUCCUGUGCCUAUAACAUGAAGAGUGUUUAUAACCUAAACUACUUUUUGAGUCUGCAGCAAAAAAAUAAUAAUUUUUAAAAAUUGUACCGUCUGGCGAGCAGCAUCCAUGUGAAAUCAAAGACAAGCAACGAGGGCUGCUUUCUGGGAACACUUUGGAAUCAA